AGGAAGCUUGAGAGAGAAUUCACACUGGAUGAAAAUAAUUUUCUGAAGCUGGGUAUAUUCCAGGAACUGUAACCCAAAUGUUUCUCUGUCCGUGGAGAAGAUUUCACAUUUGAAAUAACUUCUACUGAAGACUCCACCUGAUGUUUUCUAGACAAGGUAGAGGCCUUUGUACCAAACUUAAUGGUACUCACGUGAAGCGUCUAAAAAGACAGCCCUCUGCUUCCCCCCAACAGAAUUGUUAAAUAAAAUGCAGGCCACAAAGUGAAAAUCACUGAUAAGUGGAAGGAUGAGAUGAAGUGAGACAAAAGGGGUUGUAUGAAACAGUCAUUACAGGCCUUGCAGAGGAGCAAGGAGACUUUUGGCAUUCUACUCCUAUAAGGAAUAAGAUGAAAAGUAGCAAUUACUUUGAAACAUACAUGACCUUCCUGCUGGUGGCAGCCUUCAGUGAAAUGGCUUGUUCCUUCAAUGUGAUAGAGCACACCUAGCUCUCAAAAAGUCUUAAGUUUCGCAACUCCAAGCAAGAACAGAAGAAAGCUAGCAAAUUGGAGGACUAAGCUGUGAAUUUUAUUUUGACACCAAAGAUGAUUGUCAUAGCAGAGCAGAGCACAAUGAUAAGUUGUAGGACUGUUUCUCCCUACUGCUUGUUUUGCAGUUUGUAGCUUGCUCCUGCCAAGACCAGGUUGUCAGACCCUCCUUUCUUGCUCUGUAGCUGUCUUUCAAUAAGACUCUACAAAGUGGUACUCUGUGGUAUUACAGCAUUAAAGAUGUAGAGAACAGUGAAAGUGCUAUUUAUGCAUAAAGAUUGAAAAUAUACCUGGCUUAUUUUGAGUGUAAAUCAGAUCUCAAGGAAGCUGUUCAGUAAACUUGUUGCCCAGAUAGAAUUACCUGUCAACUGUACCAAUGUGAUUGAAUUAACUGCUUGAAAAUAAGCAGCUUGGAUCUUUUAUUUUACAUCUAUAAAAAACCUGAAUCAAAAGCUAAGUGUGAACAAGAGUGAUUCUUUGAUGUAAUUUGGAGACAAUUGGAAAGUGUUAAAAGGUCAGUACUGGGAAUUGUUUCACAGCUGAUCAAAGCACUUGGGAAAAUUAAAGCCUUGAGUCCCUUACAAACCAGUAUGAACAGCAUGGCUUAGCUGAUUGGGAGGCAGAAUUGCUCGAUGGCCUUCUGUCAGCUCCUUCCACAUUACUCUGAUCUGUACUUCCAUAAAGAUGUCUAAUCCCCACAGACUGAGCAGUUGGUAUAAAACCCAGCUGGGCUUCCGAGCCUGGAGAGCAGUCCCGACUCCUGCUGGAACUGGAACAGGGAGAUCUCUAGCAUCUGCAUUUGCUAGAGCUAGUUGUGUCCCAUCAACAUGUUCUGGAAGUUUGAUUUGAACACGACAUCACAUGUGGACAAGCUGCUGGAUAAAGAAGAUGUGACACUUCACGAGCUGAUGGAUGAAGAUGACAUCUUACAGGAGUGCAAGGCUCAGAACCGCAAGCUGCUGGACUUCCUUUGCCAGCAGCACUGCAUGGAGGAGCUGGUCAACCUCAUCACACAUGAGCCCCCUGUGGAUAUGGAUGAGAAGGUCCGCUUCAAAUAUCCAAACACAGCCUGUGAACUGCUGACCUCGGAUGUGCCGCAGAUCAAUGACAAGCUAGGGGGGGAUGAAACUCUGCUGAAUAUCCUCUAUGACUUCUUGGAUCACGAGCCUCCUUUGAACCCUUUGCUUGCCAGUUUCUUCAGUAAGACUAUUGGGAAUCUCAUUGCAAGAAAAACGGAACAGGUGAUUGCAUUUUUAAGGAAAAAAGACAAAUUUAUUAGCCUGGUGCUAAAGCAUAUAGAUACAUCAGCAAUGAUGGACCUCCUGCUUCGUCUAAUCAGCUGUGUGGAGCCUGCAACUCUACGGCAAGAAGUACUGAAUUGGCUUAAUGAAGCAAAGAUUAUUCAGAGACUUGUGGAACUGAUCCAUUCAAGCCAGGAUGAGGACAGGCAAUCAAAUGCUUCCCAGACCCUGUGUGAUAUCAUAAGAUUGAGCAGAGACCAGAGCAAUCAACUCCAGGAUAUACCUGAGCCUGAUCCCCUUCUCACAGCACUGGAAUCGCAGGAAUGUGUAGAGCAACUCCUGAAGAAUAUGUUUGAUGGAGAACAGACUGAAAAUUGCAUAGUGAAUGGAACACAAGUUCUUCUAACAUUGCUGGAAACAAGGCGCUCUGGGGUAGAAGGACUGAUGGACUCAUACACUCAGGGAUUUGAAAGGUCUUACACUGUCAAUAGCAGCAUCUUACAUGGUAUUGAACCAAGGCUAAAAGAUUUCCACCAGCUGCUGCUCAGCCCUCCCAAGAAAACAGCAAUCCUAACUACAAUUGGUGUCUUGGAGGAGCCACUGGGGAAUGCUCGUCUUCAUGGAUCUCGUCUAAUAGCUGCUCUGCUUCACACAAACACUCCCAGUAUUAAUCAGGAACUAUGCAGACUCAGUACCAUGAAUUUAUUACUUGACUUAUUUUUUAAAUACACAUGGAAUAACUUUUUGCAUUUCCAAGUGGAAUUGUCCAUAGCAGCUAUUCUUUCACACUCUGUGCAAGAGGGAAAAACUAUUACUAAUGACCUAGAAAGCAAAGAAGAGGUGCUGAAUGGAAAUGUGGCUACAGAGAACUUAGAGACUCCAGAAAACAAUACUGAGAAUAUCAUGGUUACUCAUCUGUUCCAGAAAUGCUGCCUAGUACAAAGGAUAUUGGAUGCCUGGGAAGCCAAUGACAAAAUACAGGCAGAAGGUGGAAUGAGGCGAGGCAAUAUGGGCCACCUCACCCGAAUAGCCAACGCUGUAGUACAGAAUAUGGAGAAGGGCCCCAUGCAGACUCAAAUUAGUGAGUUCAUUAAAGAGCUACCUGAAGAUUGCAGAGGGAGAUGGGAGAGUUUUGUAGAAGAGACGCUGACAGAAACAAACAGGAGGAAUACAGUGGAUUUGGUGAGCACUCACCAUCUGCACUCUUCCAGUGAGGAUGAAGACAUUGAGAGUGCUUUUCCCAAUGAACUUUCUCUCCAGCAGGCCUUCUCUGAGUACCAGAUCCAGCAGAUGACAGCUAACUUUGUGGAUCAGUUUGGCUUUAACGAUGAGGAGUUUGCAGACCAGGAUGAUAAUAUCAAUGCUCCCUUUGACAGGAUCGCAGAGAUAAACUUCAAUAUAGAUGCAGAUGAUGACAGUCCCAAUGCUUCCCUCUUUGAAGCCUGCUGCAAUGAGCGGAUCCAACAAUUUGAUGAUAAUGAGGAAGAAGAAGAUAUCUGGGAAGAGAAGGAGAUAACCUAUGCAACCCAAGUUAAAUCAAGAACACGAUUUGGAGCAUCUCAGACCUCAGAGAGUUCAUCAAAAAGUGAUCUUGAGAAUGGAGAUCAUGAUGGUAGUGUGGACUCCGAAGAAGAGGAGGAAACAGAACAGCAGCCGCCUCCUUCCUCAGCAAACAACAACAAGAAUAAUAUUUCUGAGCAGAAAGAUUCUGACUCCUCUGAAGGGUCUGGAUGGACGGCUGUGUUUGAGCCCGUGAACUCGAAGCCCCCUGCACCCUGUGUUGCCAUGGAUGUUGGAUCGAGUGUAUGGGAUUCAGCAGCUCCAGAGAACACCACGCCAGAGGAGAAAGGAUGGGCAAAGUUUACAGACUUCCAGCCUUUCUGUUGCUCAGAAUCAGGUCCACGAUGCAGUUCUCCUGUCGAUACAGAAAGCAACGAUUCAGAUGGAAACCCGAAGCAGAGUCAGGACAAAAACUUCAGCGCUGCCUCUCCCUGUGUUUGGAACGUGUGCGUCACGAGGAAAGCACCGCUGGUGGCCUCUGACAGCAGCUCCUCUGGAGGCUCUGACAGCGACGAGGAGGAGGAUAAAGCUGAUAUCGUCACAGAAACCAUCAGCACAGGCUCAGGCCAGGAAACCAUCAAGCUGACUAUGGAUGCUAAAAAUGAGAAGGCUGUUUUCACCAGUGAUGCAGACUGCAUGGUUAUUGAUAAGCUGGCCAUCACUGACAUCGGAACAACAAAAACAUCCAAACCCCUGAACAACGUGACCCAGCACUCAGAGGAGCACCAGAACACCGCUGCUGUUGUCACAGCUGUCACGGAAACGGCCACAAAAGACAGGAAAGAAGAAGUCUUGCCCUGUGCUGAAGCCACAUUAAAUGGCCCUGCUUGAUGAAACAGAUGCAAUGGGACGUGUGUGAUCCAGGCCAGGCUGCUACCUGGUGAUGCAAUUUGUCAAUUUUUUUUUUUUUCACUUUAAUUUUAUUUUUUAAUAAAUGCUGCAUUGAUGAGAGAGCUGGCAUUCAGGACCAGACAUGUAGUUUCAACACCAACAAUCUGUUCUGAAAGACACUUGCAUUGUCUAAAUGUAGCAUUGAUCAGUUAGUCAUCACAGGAAUGAUGGGGUUCUUCCCAAGCAAGCCUUCUGCCUAAUUUUAGUUCCUUGUCCCCUUCCCUCUCUCCCUUGUUUUUGUUUUAUAUUUGGGGUUCAGUCCUAUUUUCUUAGUGUUAUUGCACACAGUAUUCAGCUUCUCUUCAGAAAGGUAGCAGGUCUAACGCUGGGACUUGGACAGUGCACAAGAGUCCCGCAGUCGUGUGACCAAAGUUCCUGAUGGAGCUGUCUUUGGGCAGCAUUUGCACCGCUUUUGUAUAGCAAUAAAGCCUUAUCAGAAACAUUUCAUAGGAGGAAAAGAUGCAAACACUUUAAAUGGGAUGAAGCAGGGAGGGAUUUUAUUUUACAUUUUUGUGGGGUGGGAGGGAAGUCAUUGACAUUGUCCCAAGCCAGAGGCCAAGUAGCUAACUUGCUGUAAUGCUGAACUGUCUUGAGAAAUGGGAAGUCUCUUCAUUCCAGUGAAUUGCUCAGUGCUCUCUCCUCUGGAGACGUGACAGUUCACUGCAGGAUCUUGGGUCAGUUAGCAUUUGGUCUCCUCUGUCCGAGCCAUCAAAACUCAACUUCCCGGAUGUCAUCCUCCGUUGGCUGGAGAGUAUGCAAAGAAGGUAGCAUGUUGUUUGCCAGCUAAGAGGAUAAUGAUCCACUGGACUGCUGCCAUGCAGGAACAAGAGCAGAUAUGGCACAAACAGGUUAUCAGGUGUUUGCUGGCUUUUUGGAGACUAAUGUAUUUUCAAAUUAUUAUGGAAAUCCUUUUCUGUUUGUUUUGUUCUGUUUUUAAAGUUUUUAAUGGAUGCAGGAACAGCAACACUUUUGCACUUUGUACCUAGUGACAACAUUGGAGAGUGAAAUGGCCCCAGCACAGGACUCCUGCUGUUAGCCCCCAGGUGGUCGGUCGUGGAGAAGUUAGGGCGGGGGGGGACAUGUACCGCUGCCUUGGGAUGGUAGAGUAAAACAGUACGGAGAAAUGGACUGCGCUUCAAACUGCCUGGGAGCAAGGUCAGUUGAAGGUGUGUACUUGACUCUGGAACACAGGAUCUUCUGCGUAGGCUGAAGGACCUACUCCUGUAAAGACUGUACCAGUUUCAGACACAGGUCUGCACUGAGUGGUGCUGGCCUCUGCGUUGAGCUUGUUCCCAGACCGGACUUGUGCACAUAGAUCAUACGGGUGUAGAUGUUGGGCCACUUGCAGAAGCAGGCUCGGGCUGGUAACAGCAGAUUGCCACGACCAGUGCUCCAGUGCUUAUGCUCUACUCCUGUAGUCUAGAUACAGAGCUGGGCCUGCUUUUGUGUGUAAGCUGUAUGCUGAAAUCCACCUGUCAAAUGUUAAAUGCCGCUUAUUUUAUUAGUCCAAGACCUAAGCUGGAAAAUCAUUCACUUUGGAAUAAAAGCAUGAAGCUUGACACAUAGGUAGCCAAAUAGCUUACUUUCAGAUAUAUUCUCACUUGUGCAUAACGAGGGACUUUACCCUGUGAGUAUUAAAAAGUACCUCACACAGAUCUGUUGUUAUGAGCAAAGGCAUCCUAGCCAGACUUCAGUCUUCUUAAAAAAUACUUUAUUUUUAACUGUGAUAUGUAUGUAGUGCAUAUUGAAUUUUCUUAACUGUAUUGAGAGCUGGUGUUGGGGGGGGAGUGAGAUGAACAAAAUGUUUUCACAGUUAGAGUCAGUCUGUUCUGCUGGAUCAGUAUCCGACGGUGACAUACCCGCAGCACGAGGUUAUCUUUGUGUGCCCAAAGAUAACGUAUUUUCAUUUUUGCUCUUAGGGAGAAUUGAGGAUUUGCUUUGCUGGAAUACCAGAUACGGAGGUUGCAGUGCAGAAAGCAGGAUGAGAUUACUGUGUGCAUCUUGGAAGUUGGGUGCUAGGGUUGUGGGCCACUUGUAUGCUGCUGACAUAGCUGUGAUUUCUCUCAGCUGCAAUUACUGGGUAAGCAGGUGCUUUCGUGGCACAGUACUGUUGUUCUGGAAGUCUUCUCACUCACUCCUUGUAAUUUAAAAUAAUAAUUUAAAGUUACGUUGCGCUGGGAGGAAAAAUCUCACUUUCUGCUUUGGUUACGCUGCUUGCUAUUUGGAGAUCAAUCCUACCCUUAGCCAGGAUUAUCAGAAAUGAUUAGUGGUUUUGAGUUCCUAAUUGGAGACACAUUAAAGUCUUAAUUUUCAGAGGAUUGGUGCUAGAGUUUUUCUGAAAAUCAGGUUCUCUUCAGGCAUUCUUUAAACACUUAAAAAUGAUACUAUGAAAACUGAAAAAUCAUUCUUCUAAUACAUUAGUUCAGCUUAUUCCAGCAGCUGGUUGAAGACCAUGAUUGGGCUUCAGUCCCAUUAAAUACCAAGUGGCAAUAGUUCUCUUCCAGUCUGUUCUCAUUCAUGGUUCUUGACUGUGGUGCUUGCAGGUUCCACCAUGCUGCAAUUAUGACCAAGUCCAUUUAGGAUCAAGAGAUUAAGGGGAGGUGUCCAUAGCAAGCACAAUUUGAUCAUCCUUCUGGCUUGAUACAUUUUCAGCCACCUUGUUAAACAGAUAAAUGAUUUUUGCGUUAGGUUACGUCAUAGACAGGGGUCACCUUACAUCACCUCAAUCCGUGCUGGACGAUGUUGCAAGAAUACUGAUUAGCUGUACCCGCCUGAUCUGUUCAUGAUGCCUUGGUUUGGGGAGCAGUAACCUCCACCCGAAAAGUGAUACAGAACAGUUGGCAGCAAUAACAUCCUAAAAUGUUUCAGAGAGAUAAGCAAGGAUGUGUCUGUGCCUUUCGUUGCAGACUCUGAACUUGUUGUUCGUUAGCUUUUGGUUUUGAGUCAAUAAAUUUAAAUGAAAGCUUUAAUAAUAUAUUUAAACAUAUCCAGUAAGCAGAUCUAAAACCACAGUUUAGUUACUGGGGGACACAUUGUCUUAGUUUAUUAAUUUGAUUACUGGUGUCCAGUUACUUUUGUGAUAAGACAUUUUACCGGUAGUUAACUAGAUUUGUAGAAAUGCACAAGCUCUCUUGCUUUUGUGACAGUGAAUGAUUCCUCCACGUUUGGGAAUUAAGCUCUGAGCUAUACCUCAUUGCUCCCGUAGGAUUGGUCUUCACACCAGCCAACAAGCUGAUCUAGAAAAAGUUCCUCAUGCUUGGUUUGUUGGGGUUUGCAGUUCAGAACAGAUCCAGAGUCAGAUGAUGGUUUCCUUGCCUGGCUCAAAUGAUUUUAUAGGUAAACCGUGCAUAAAUUUCUUUCUCUUUCUAAGUCUGAGCUUCCUGUCUAUCUGGAGUCACAGUGAAUAUGUUGAGGUUGGAGGGUCCCAUGCCUGUAGUCGGUGGCCUCUCUCAGUCCCUGUUGCUGUCUGAGCUUUCUUCCUUGCCGUCCCAGACUGCUGCCCAAUGCUCUGCAGGGCAGCUGGGCGCUCCGACUGCUUUCUCUUUUCAGGUGACCGUAAGGUACAGCAUGCAGUGACUUGACCAAGCCCUUUCCACAGGUCAGGCCGUGCCACAUGCAGUGCCAGCACUGUGUCUCCGUGGCGGUUAUUCAUGGUGGCGUCUUGGGGCACACUGACUGCGGGAGAGCUGCGUUACCUUCUCACCGAGUAAGCCCUGUGCUCUAGGGAAAGACUCCUACUCAAGGUUGUAGCGGGAUGUAUUGUCUACUGAAAAUGGAUUUACUUAACCCAGCUGUACCCUUUGAAAAACACCUCAGCUUGCUUAGAUACUUGGUCAGAAAGCAGUGGAGACUAAACAGAAGUUAUAUUCAACACUGUCCUUCCUCAUUUAUGUGCAGUAUUUUGAAUCUGUCCAUAUCGAUAUGGUAUAUAAAAUUUUAGGUUUGAAUAUGUAUACUGAUGAGUGUGUAUAUAGAUAUAUAUUUGCAAUAUGUAUUAUUCCAUGUAUAUUUAUACACACACAGUUGGAUAUUGUGAGAAACCUGGUGAAGCAGACACUCAGAGCACAACGAGCCUAACUUUUAUAUCUAUGUACAGCUCCGUGAUCAGUAGCAAGUCAUCGAUUAAACAUUUGUUGUACAAGACCAAAACCAGCAAGGCAUACCUCACUGAGGGGAAAUGGUUCUGCUAGAACAUUCUAGUUCAAGGAUUUUACCCAACUGGAUGUUGAUACGGUGGAUUACAAGAGAGCAGCGGCUUCUCCAGUGAUCCUGCUGUUGCGGGCAUCCCUGCUGCUGCAGAGCCUUGCCCACGUGCUUUCGUGCUGGUGAGGAGGGGGCCUUUUCUGCACAAUUAGCAGUUAAAAAGUGAUCAGUUUAGCCAACACUAAAUAAUUCUUGAAUCAUAACACAUUUAUCUUUGGCUGGUUGGACUGUGGGAAAAAUAUGUUACUUUGGAUGAUGCAGCCGUUCAGCUGUCCUGCCAUCAUCACAUCAGAUGACUGUUUUCAGGCAUCCAAACUCCUGUGUUCAGUACCUGGGUAUUAAACUGCGGGGAGAGCACAGCUGUAGGGCUUGCAGUCAGAAUAACCCUGUACUGCAGAAAGAUCAAGUGUAACUAGUUUGGAGCCAUGGAGAUGUGAUCUGAUAGCAGAUAAAAACUCAAGUGGUUUGGAUUAAUUAUUUCUAUUGCUCACUACAGGCUUUUAAUGCUGGGUUCAGGGACGACAGCACUACGAGCAGGCGGGUGGUUACGUACCCUCUUCAAACCAGGGGAGAUCGGGCGUUGGGUUCAUGGGCUUGCUGUCCCAAAUUGAUGAGGUCCUCUAAAAUUGUAUCCACCAGCUUCAAAUUAAAGUUUAGGUGAGGUAGUCCUUUGAAGGAAAGUGAUUAAGGGACAUGAUUGUAGUUUAUUCAGUUUCACCAGUCUUCUAACAAAAUUUUCCCACACAAAAAUACAAUUUAUUGCUGCUUCUCUUGAGUCAUAACAAUUAUGGCAGGCAAAAUCCCAGUUACUCUUCUGGGUAAUAGGUCCUCAGCAAAGCCUGAUAGAAAUUUUGUAAGCGUUCAAAGGCUUUGCUGCCCUUAUUGCUUUUUAGCAGCUUAGCCUUAUUGCAGCUGGCAAGCAGAAUGGAAAAACAGUGGGUGCACAAAUUUAUUUAAAAAAAAAAGAAGAAAAAGAAAAAAAUAAAACAGCAAAAAAACCACAGUGUUCCCCUCAGCAUCUAUUCAAAAAGGUUCAGGCAUCCCAGUUUGCCAGUGGAAAGGUUUUAGGUAUGGUGCAGUGUGCAAGGUGAAUGAAAGUUAAGGGACAUUCCUAAAUAAUAUAUCUAAAGGAAAAAAAUUUUAAACGGCUUUAUUGUUGUCCACAGACAUCCCAAAAUCAUUCUUCCAAAAAUUAGCCAGUGAGCCGUAAUCGAAAUCAUUAUUUAUCAGUGGCAUAACUUAGAGCAAACCUUAGUGCCAGUCACUAAAGGUUUACACCACACUGCAUGCUCCUUAAUGCUUCAGUCUCGACUUAAUCCUUCCAGCCACAAAGCGCCUUGAUUUCCCUCCUGCCCAGUUAAAGCUGUGCCUGAGAAUACAGCCUGGGGCUGUAGAGCCCUGGGCUAGGGCUUUUUGGUUGUUACACCUCUUUCUCUGCACUUCUUGUCUGACACUCUUAACUGUCGUCAGUAGUGUUUUCAUCAGUAUGUACUAGUAAGUUAUUUCUAGACUUCACCUUCCAUUGUGCUAAGCACUGUCUUAUUGCAGUGAUAAUCACAGUAAAGCUGAGCCUCAUUUUCUUCAGUUGUUCAGUUUAUCUGGUAGGGGAAACAGCUGCUGUAUGGCAGAAUCCCCUAAUUUCUGCAAACGUUAAAGACCAAAGUGGUUUGCCAGUUGUGGAAGAGGUGCCACAAAGUCUUGCAAGUACUGUGAUACUGACCAGGCAAUUUGAUGUCACCUGAGACUUCACGAGAGGAAAGUCCUGCAUCCUGGCUGCCAGAUUAAUUAUACUUGAUAAAUAAGAUCAUUCGAUAUUUUUGCAAUGUAAUACUUGACUUUUUUGAUGCCAUAUAGCAGCUCAUCUUGCAGUUUUCACUCAUUUAAGGAACAGGUUUUCUUCUCCUCUUGCUCUUCCCAAAGCAGUGAUCUCAGCCUGAAUCAUGUUCAGAAAUUAUAAACAAUUGAUUUUUUUGUUACCAGAGGUUUUGCUGUUGUUAGAACAAAAUGAAACCUGCUGUUUACAAUGGGAUGCUAAUUCUCUUUGUUUCGUUUGUUGUUAGGUUUUUUUACCUGGCAUCAGUUCUCUCUGGAAUCCUAUUCUGCCACGUACUCUGUUGUUCUGAAAGCAUCUGUAUCUUCGGUUGUGGGCUCUCACAAGGCAAGCGUAAUGCACCUACAUGCUUUUUUGCCAACCCCAGCUUUAAAAUAAAACAUUUUUAGGUGCUUCUCCCUGAAGGGAAACUCAGUUUCUGAAUCUCAUCCUAGUCCUUUCAUGUUAGGGGAGAACACUCGGUGGGGGAAAACACUGAAAGUGUUGUGCAGUAUGAUGCAGGUUCGUGAUUUAGGAGUGCGGCUGUUGGCUUGUGGUGCAGGAGAGUUUUUCUCUGGUUUGGACGUCACAGGCCAUUAAAAACCAACCAGCCAAACAGCUGAAAGAUAUGCCCUUGUUCUGAGAAGAUCUUACAGCUUUCUGUUUGGAUUGCAUGGGAUGGGGGCUUUACUUCUGAAAAAAAAAAAAAAAAAAAAAGUUGAUGCGUAGGAAAGAGGUGAAGAAGAACGGAGAGCUGUACUCGGGUGUAUCCAUCUUCACAAGGUCGUGUCAUUCGGGAGCUUAGUGUUAAUUGGCUUAAACUAGGACACGUUGCAUUCAGUACAGUACACAGAAAAUUCACAGAGGCCUCUAACUAAACUGAUGAUGCUGCACACUUCAGAGUGGUUUUAGGAAAGCUGUUCCUUUCAUUGCACAGUACAUUUCACAUUACUGUUAGCUUCUGGCUCCUUAACACAUAUUGUGCUACUGCUUCUUUCUUUUCUAGUCUUGUCCUAAGUUGUGUGGUUUCUCUAACCAGGGUGUAAAAGGAUUUGUUUAAGCCUUGUUACUCAAACCACCAUGUAAUCCAGGGUAUGGUUGUGUAUAAUAUGGUUAACGCUAGGCUUGCAAGGAUUUAGUUUUAUUUUCAAGAGCAACAUGGGCGGGGAAGAGCUGAAGGCGCUCUGAAAGCUAAUUAAAGUAAAACCUUGGUUUUGGAGGCUAUCAAGUGUAUUGACAUUGAGUGCAGCAAUAUGUGUCUUUUAUAAAAAAAUCUAGGGCUUAGGUAUUUAUUUGUAACUGUUCUCUAUUUGAUUCAAUAGCUAGCUAAUCAGGUUGCAACAGGAUUUUUUUCCUUUGCUCUGCUGAGAUUAAAUCUGAGUUUGUGGCGCUUUGCUAUUGCGAUAGGUGCCUCUUUUUCAGAUCCGUCCCCUCGCAGUCUGUGCAUUCCGAGCUCAAGUAGAGCACAGUUGUCUCUAGUGGAGCUGAAUACCUUGCUGCUGGCACAUGGCACAAGAGGGGAGAGCUCUGCGUUUUGGAAACGGGUGGUACGACCUUUGUAAGAUGGGCUAAGACUGACUUUAUGCAAGUGAUUCCCCUCCCCCCCCAUUUUCUUAAUAAAUGUGUUGUUUCAGCAGUUUUUGUUUUGUGGAUAGAAGAUACGUGCAUUGUUAGUUUCUCCAUCAAAGAAAGAAAACAUUUUUUGAGAAAAAAAGGGUCCCAAACUUGAGAACAACCCAAACCCCACUUGUAGCUCGUUCAAUCUUAGAAAGAGACAUUUAGUAUUAAAUAUCAUUUCUUGGUAAGGUUGCACCAGUGUGUUCACUCAGUCAGAACAGAGUGCCAUAUCUCAGACUUGGGCAUUGUGAGCUCUAAGCACAGGAUUUCCAUUAUUACUAAAUUUUAAAAUAACUCGUGAUGAAGUUUGAAGUAAUAAUUUUACCUUUGCAUGACAACUUGCAAAAAAUAAAUCCUUCUGGUCAGGGGAACUGCGCGUUUUUAGUUUCAUUAUGGACAGUGCCUUAGCUUGGUCCCAGAAUUAUGCAUCGUUAAUUAUUUUUAUAGGUCUUAGGUAGCAGAAAUGGACACCUUAGAGGUGCUUAAAGAAUAGACCAUUUUUAAAAUUCAGUUCAGUGAAAGUUUAAGAUUCUUUGGCAAAUAGGUUUGAUACAAUUCCUAUUGAUUUCAUACUGGCUGAAGUUUCCAACUUUAUAAGGAAUGCUGUUUCAUUUGGGGCGAGAAAGCAAUUUUUGAUAAUGGUUUCCCUCCGUGGUAGCUGCUGAUAAAAUGCCAGCUGAUAGGAAGUUUCUAGUAAAUCUAAGCAGGCAUCUUCUGUGUACAUUCACUAUGAACUUUCUGACAAAUUUGAAUGGAGAAAAUAAACAAUUUGGCUCCUAUAUGCUAGCUUAUCUCAUCUAAAACUCACUUACCUCAUUACUAGAAGGGCAUUGUGGUGACCAGUCCAACCUCCCUGUUCAUUUUUGUACAAAAAUUAACUGUAUUUCCUAGUGACUGUUAUCUGUCACCUUUCACAACAUAAGUAUAAAAAUGUUAGUGAAAUAUGCCUAUGUGUAAAAUGUAUUUUUAUAUUUGAUGCUGAUCAGGAGAGACGAAUCCUUUUUCUCUCCCUGAAGUUGGGGGGGCUUUUAUAAAGGACAGAUCCUUCCCCAUCUAUUUUUUAUUUUCUCAAAUUGUUUGGACAGAUGUAAACUAUUAAAAAUCUUUUCUCAUGUAAUUUUGAUGCUCAUAGCUAGUUUUUCUAGACCUUUCUAGGAAUUCUAGAAAUGCUGUAGAGGAUCUCCCACUGUCGGUGGAUUUUUAGUAAGCUUGUCUUCUGCGGUAAAGCUUGCCAUUGCCAGAUGCUUGCAAAAGUGUCUCCUAGGCUAGAUAAUUAAUGGAACUAAACUUGAAAUGUAAUUAACUACAGGCACAGCAAAUGUUAAUUGAAAACUUUUUUGUCGUGUACAGUGUGGAACUAUUUCUUGCUCCUUGGUAAGCCCAUGGAAAUCCUUUGCUGAAAUGGUGAACGUUGCGUCUGAGCCAGCCAGAGCUCGGUCGCCGGCGGUGAGGUCCUGGUCUUGCUCUGUCCUCCUUUAAGCACGUGCUGGAGUAUAUGUAGCCAGGUCUCUUGGAUGCUGCAUCCGUGUGGGCUUUCAUGUACAAAAUAGGUAUUGAAGAAUCACCUGUGGUACUUCUUGCACUGGAGGCUGUGCGAGAGGAGGGUUGUGCUUCUCUGUUGUCGGGAACCCUGAGCUGGCACCGUGCUGGCAUGUUCCUCCAUGGUCCUUGUGUUCCGUGGUCCUCACCGCAUGGCAGUGACAUUGCACUGAAACCUUAACUCUUUUCCUGCUCAUCCCAUCUUCAGACUAAGGCUUAAACACCAAAUUGUGACUGACUUGCCAGGACAAUCUGGAAAAAUGGCUUUAUGCAGAAAAUCACCUCUUUUCCCCCAAGGUCAGACGACAUCCAUCUCUUGCACAGCGGUGCGUUCUCUCUGUCCGGGCUCUCUCUACGUAUCACCACCUCUCCAGGUGUGUCUGCUCAAACCAUUCAAAGGGCAAAGAGGCAAAACGGCUUCUGUUCUCAGUGGCACCUUACAGAGCAGGGACGGACCCUUUUUAGGGGAUUUGUCAGUUAUCUGAAACGUGCCGGUAUCGGUUAGGAUAACACAGGGCACUAAACUUGCCUUGAAGUGCAUUGAUCACACAUGUAAUUUAAAGUUCUGCAUUCUUACUCUUUCAGAAUCAAAUAACAUAAAGAAAACCAUUAAUUACCUCAUGCUGUAAAUUUAUGUAACAUAUGGAUCACGUGAAAAUGUGCGUGUUACAUGAAAACAUUAGAAGUUAAAAAAAAAGGAAGUAUUUAGCAAAUAACACAGUAAGUUGUAAUAGUUAAUUCAGUGUUCAGUUCCUAUAUAUGAUUUGAAAUAGAAGCAUUAUCUUUGUAAAGAAUAUCUUCGCAGUCAUUAUCAAAGCACAGUUUUCUUUUUGUCUGAGACUUUGAACAGACUUUUCUUUCUUUCUUUGUUUCUUAAAAUAAAUUGGCCAAAGCACAGGGUGGGAGAGUUCAAAGUACUGGGGACUCCUUUGUUUCCUUUCAGAAACUUCUCUUCAUGUGACACGUAUCCUAUUCAUUUGUAAUUAAUUGCCAUUUAUUGCGACACAUCACUCCUGCUAUUUCCCUUGUAAACCUGUGAACAACUUCUCUCCCUCUGUCAGUCUGUCUGCUGAAACUUUACCAAGAAAAGGCAUUUGUGCUCACUUAGAUACUGACCAGCUCCUAGCUGGGAUAGAGCCUGCCUUUUUUUUUUUGUUGUGUAACUUCAGUUUGUCUCACUUCUCACACUUUCCUACUUCACCUUUUAUGGUACAAAUCCACCAGACCAUCCUUCCCUGGCCAGCCUUCCCCUGAAACUGUCUGCCACGGGGAUCGGGGGCAGAAUCGCAUCAUCUUGUGAGUAUGUGUGUCGUCUUUCGUGCACGAGAUGGGUUUGCGGCAUCUACGGUGGCCACUCUGAGGGGGGUCAGGAUCGCCCACUCCGCUGUGGCUGGGUCGGGUUCAUCUGCCCCGUUCCCACCUGGGACCCCAUCCUCGCCCCAACGGAGAGUUCUCCCUCUUUGCAUUCCAGCUGAUGACUGAGUGCCCUUGAAGGAGUGAACUGUCUCUAGGGCAAAACAAUGAUCAGCAAUAAAAAUUCCAGAUAUAAAAGCACCAGUGCCUUUGUUUUAGUUCAGAAGGAGUAAUUUCUUCUCAUUCCAGCUUUGGAACCAAGUCGUGUUUCAUCUCCAGAUAGCCAGGAAACGGGGAAAGAGAACAUGAUGCGCAGAAGGAUCCCACGCUGUAAUAAUCAUAAUUUUCAAAUACCCCACUGUUGUUCCGAGUGCCUUAUAUCCAUCCAGAUCCCAACAAAAGGUAUUUUCAGUUCAUUGUGCUCUCCUUCCUCUUACGCCUCCCUGACCUCAUAGCUGCUUAUGCCACUUGGUAGAUCCCCCGGUGUGUGCCGCCGAGCUUCCCGGCUGUGGCCGUGUUUCCUGCGCGGCGAGCUCCUGGCUGAGUCCAGCGAGGUCUUCUUCACCAGGGGCUGCAACAAGGACCCCUUCUCUCCCUUCCGUGGGCUUUUAUGUGGAGUUAGGGUGUGAAGAUGAUUUCAGGACCGUUACUGGUAGUGCAUGGGGAAUCAGGAGAUGUUGCAGCAUUGCCGUGCCUCCAUGCAAAAGGUCCGUGGGUUGCCUUUAAGGACAGGGCUGUGCAAAGAGAACAGGCUCCUUUUUCUAAAGGAUAAUGGAGAUUAUGCGAUGGGGGCUAGUGCAGCAGGGCAUUUAACGUGGAGUAGUAAAGGUAAAUUUGAUGUACAUCCUGCUGUCUUUUCAGAAGGUUUUAUUGAUGUCCAACUAAAAAAUGUACGUUGAAUUUGUCCUCCAGGUGUUAGAGAAACUAUCCUUAAAAGCGCCUAAGAAAUUGAUUAUACCUAAUUUUGUGUUUAAAUAUAAUAUUUAAUAUUAAAUAUCUUAUUUAAUGUGUAAUUUAAAUCAAAAUG
Messenger RNA from Haliaeetus leucocephalus (bald eagle), 15765 nucleotides. RefSeq names its product protein phosphatase 6, regulatory subunit 2 (gene PPP6R2). Gene Ontology annotation, molecular function: protein phosphatase binding; protein phosphatase regulator activity. Lineage: Eukaryota; Metazoa; Chordata; Aves; Accipitriformes; Accipitridae. The coding region runs from base 1352 to 4156 and encodes 934 amino acids. The transcript is spliced from 25 exons. The record is from RefSeq and is a predicted model, not a curated record. Gene Ontology annotation, cellular component: cytosol; nucleus.